Messenger RNA from Sceloporus undulatus (fence lizard), 450 nucleotides. It is a transcript of the gene HCRT, whose product is annotated as hypocretin neuropeptide precursor. Bases 1 to 450 code for a protein of 149 amino acids. NCBI's taxonomy places the organism in Eukaryota, Metazoa, Chordata, Lepidosauria, Squamata, Phrynosomatidae. Gene Ontology annotation, biological process: neuropeptide signaling pathway; feeding behavior. The transcript is spliced from 2 exons. The record is from RefSeq and is a predicted model, not a curated record.
AUGGAGAGCCACAAUACUAAGGUGCCACGACUCUCCUUCCUGCUACUGUUCUUCCUGUGUUCUUUGGCAGUGGCCAAACAAACCAUGCCAGAUUGUUGCCGACAAAAGAGCUGCCCAUGCCACAUCUUUGACCUGUUACAUGGGAUGGGCAACCACGCCGCCGGCAUCCUAACCCUCGGCAAGCGGAGCAGUGCCACAGCCACCAAGACCUUCCAGAGCCGUCUUUACCGUCUCUUCCAUGACUCAGAUAACCAGGCGGCUGGGAUCCUCACCAUGGGGAAGAGGGCGAGUGAGCUGGCUGUGGAGCCCAAGGAGAAUGUGUCCAGUGACACCCAGCUGGCACCAGUGGUGUCAUAUGCUGCAGCAGGGUCUGCUCCAGGGUGCCUGGCACCCCUGGAGAACAAUUUCCUGUCCGGCCCAAAGACUAGCAGUCUUGAUACUCUUGACUAA